AUGCCCAGCCCAAGCACCCCGCCAAGCCCCCAAGGACAUCCAGGAGGUGCCCUCCGUGGCACCGCGGCCCUGCCGCCGCCCCCGGCCAAGGCCCCGCUCGCCCAGGUGCUGCAGGCGCCGCCGCCGGACUCCAUCCAGAUCGAGACGGGGAAGGAGCACCGCAUCACGUUCCCGGAGCAGCCGCCGCCCCCGCACCACCAGCGGAGCGGGGGCCCGUCGUCUCGGGGCGCCAGCGGGGAGAGCCGCGGCGGUGGCGGGGAACCGGGGGUCCCGGAGGUCUCGCACCUGGGGUGGGGCCACUGGUACACGCUCAAGGAGCUCGAGGACGCCACGUGCAUGUUCGCCGACGAGAAGGUGAUCGGCGAGGGCGGCUACGGCAUAGUGUACCACGGCGUGCUCGAGGGUGGAGUGCAGGUCGCCGUCAAAAACUUGCUCAACAACAGGAUGCUUGUGUAUGAGUAUGUUAAUAAUGGAAACUUGGAGCAAUGGCUCCAUGGUGAUGUUGGUCCUGUGAGCCCUCUUACAUGGGAUAUAAGAAUGAAGAUUAUUCUGGGAACAGCAAAAGGGUUAAUGUAUUUGCAUGAGGGACUUGAGCCAAAGGUGGUUCACCGUGAUGUCAAGUCGAGCAAUAUUCUUCUUGACAAGCAUUGGAAUGCAAAGCUUUCUGAUUUUGGGCUAGCGAAACUUUUGGGUUCUGAGAGGAGUUAUGUCACAACCAGGGUCAUGGGGACAUUUGGGUAUGUUGCGCCAGAGUAUGCGGGCACUGGCAUGUUGAAUGAAACUAGCGAUGUCUAUAGUUUUGGAAUUCUGAUCAUGGAAAUAAUAUCUGGCCGCGUACCUGUUGAUUACAACAGGCCGCCAGGGGAGAUUAAUCUUGUUGAGUGGCUGAAGACGAUGGUCAGCAACAGAAACUCUGAAGGGGUUUUGGAUCCUAAGAUGACUGAGAAGCCUACUUCUAGGGCAUUGAAGAAGGCUUUGCUAGUGGCUCUGCGGUGCGUAGAUCCUGAAGCUCGCAAGAGGCCAAAGAUUGGGCAUGUCAUCCACAUGCUUGAAGUUGAUGAUUUUCCGUACAGAGAUGAGCGUCGGGGUGGCAAAGCUCCAACUCAAGCAAGAUCAGUGGAAACACCUGCAAGUGAACCUGGUGAUAGUAGUGGAAACAACACUCCAAAGGAUGCACCGAAGGGAGAACCUUUCAACUGGAGAAAUCAGGAAGACUAG
Messenger RNA from Miscanthus lutarioriparius, 1218 nucleotides. The record is from the annotation of a GenBank genome assembly. NCBI's taxonomy places the organism in Eukaryota, Viridiplantae, Streptophyta, Magnoliopsida, Poales, Poaceae.